Molecule: messenger RNA, 213 nt
Organism: Gryllus bimaculatus (two-spotted cricket)
Lineage: Eukaryota; Metazoa; Arthropoda; Insecta; Orthoptera; Gryllidae
Source: the annotation of a GenBank genome assembly
AUGGAAUAUGUGAAUGUUGAUGUAUUAUACACAAAUAUGAUAACUUCAUCUUUAGCAUUCUUCAAGGGCAGGAAAAGAAGUAUUGUGCUUAAAAGAAUGAAAAUAUGUCUCAUGAUAAUAAUGAUACCAGAAGAGAAAGAACUUAAGUUUCUGCUUGAAAUGUUAGCUGUGUGGCCAGAUGGUAAAGAAGAAUGUCCCAGUAGUGAAUGCUAA